GGCCGCGUAUUCGCCCAAGUUCAGAAAGUGCUAGUUGAUACCAGGAUACGAAAUAGUCUAUGAGAUACCUGUAGCUUCACCUAAUCGGAAAACUAUGCAGGAAGGACAAGAGGAAAAAUUACCAGGUGCAGUGAUGAGCUACGAUCGCAAAAAAAAGAAUGCUGGUCAAAGCAUGGAUUUCCGCACACUAAGUAUAAAGUGCUUACAGCUAUUUCCAGUUGCCUUGAAACAUUCAUCAUAUACUUAUAAUCGCCAUACAGGAGGCCUUGGUUCACAAGAAAUGAAAAUGGUUUAGUGGUGGAAAUCAAAGAUGGAAGAUAUAGUGCAAAUUUUUGUCGGCAAUUUUAUACAUUGUACGGAGCGACUCAAAUUACAGGUGGUAGAAAAUGGGUUCAUUAUUGUGAAAGGAAGAAAGAUUGUGGCAACAGGCAAAAAGGCAGACUUGAACAGCACAAAGGCUAGACUGGAUUUGAAAGAUGGAGCAGAUGAAAAGAUACUUACAGGUUCCCAGAUCUUGAUUCCUGGUUUUGUAGAUACACAUAUCCACGCUCCCCAGUAUCCCAAUUGUGGUCUGGGUUACGACAAACCCUUAUUAGAGUGGCUGGAAACAUAUACCUACAAAGUGGAGAAGAUAUACCGCGAUCAAGAAUUGUCAAGAAGAGUUUUCGACGCUGUGGUGAAAAACACGCUUGCCAAUGGUACGACCACCGCCUGCUACUUUGCAUCUCUAUUUAACAACAGCAGCAUGCUUCUGGUGGAUGCUGCCAUCAGACAUUCACAGAGGGCUCUCAUCGGCAAAAUAAACAUGACCACCCUAGCCCCAGAUGACUAUUUGGAAACGCCAGAAGAAUCCUUAGAAAAUACCAAAAUUUUCAUCGAAUAUGUGAAAUCCCAGAAGUCUGAUUUAGUAAAGCCAGUCAUCACCCCCAGAUUUGCACUGAGUGUUGACAUGGAUUUGAUGAAAAAACUAGGCGAUCUAGCUGCCUAUGAAGAUCUGCACAUUCAAACACAUAUUUCCGAGAAUAGUUCUGAAGUGGAUAUGGUCGUUUCCAAGUACAAUAUGUUGUAUGCCAAUGUUUAUGAUGAAGCUCAAUUAUUGACCUCCAAGACCAUUCUUGCACAUGGGGUAUAUUUGACCGAUGAAGAGAUUCAACUGAUUGCUCGAAGGGGAGCUUCAAUUUCCCACUGUCCCGAAUCCAAUACAUGCUUGAAAUCAGGUCUUUGCGAUGUAUAUAACCUACUGAAUCGAGGGGUCAUAGUUGGUCUUGGUACAGAUGUUUCAGGUGGACCAUUACCUUCCAUCCUGAGAGCCAUGAAAGCUGCUUUAGAUACAUCAAUUCAUAUAUCAUUCCAAUACAAGAAUUAUAUGCCCCUAACAUAUAAAGAUGUGUUUUAUCUUGCUACUCUAGGUGGAGCUGAAGCACUAUCUCUGCAUGACAAAAUCGGGAACUUCCAAGAAGGAAAAGAUUUUGAUGCACUUAUAAUAGACAUGGAUGCCAAGGAUAGUCCUGUUGACUUUUUACUAGAAUGCUCAGUGUUAGAAAUAUUCCAAAAAUUCAUCUAUACUGGUGAUGAUAGAAAUAUCAUUAAUGUAUUUGUUGCAGGAAAACAAGUUAAAUAAAAAUGUUGUUUAUAAUAUACAAAUGAUUUUUUUAUUAGAUCAUUGUUAAACCCUAACCUACUCAAACUUAAGCUUUGUUCAUUAUCAGUUUUGCACUACCAUAUAAAACAGUCCUUUGAGUACCAACAACAUCACAGCUGAAAUCUACCUUAAUUAUUUUUCUAUCUUCAACUAUUUUUACAAAAAUGCUUACAGUGUCACCCACCAAACAUUUACUAGGAAAGUUCAAGGUCUGUUGUACAACCAUGCUUCCUGGACCAGGAAGUUUGGUGCCUAUCACCCCUGAAACAAGGGAAUUCAAAAAGGCCCCAUGUACUAUCCCCACCUUUUCAUUUUCACUUGAAUGGAUAGGAUUUGUAUCUCCACUAAGUCUGGAGAAUGUAAUGAUAUCUUCCUCAGUAAUUCUUCUGGUAAUUAUUAUUUGGUCUCCUACUGCAUAGUUUCUCAUUUUUGGAACCACAUCAGAGAACUUUCUAACUGUCUCAGAAAUUCUCAUCAUGAUUUUUUGAAAUGAGUUUGGAGAAAUACCUUGCCCAAAUUUUUUAAACGUGGAUUUGGGCUUGCCUCAUACUGGAAUACUUUCUGCUCCAAUUCCUUAGGCACUUCAGUGCUCUUGGAUUCAAGUAUAUAAAACAAUGAAGUAAGGGCAUUCAAUGAGAUCUCUUCAUUUUUGUGCAGCAAAAAGUUGGAUAGCAGCUUCACUCCAUUCAGAGAAAUUAUGUACUCUUGACACUCUGG
This is a messenger RNA of Phaedon cochleariae (mustard beetle), 2359 nucleotides long. The record is from the annotation of a GenBank genome assembly. Lineage: Eukaryota; Metazoa; Arthropoda; Insecta; Coleoptera; Chrysomelidae.